Molecule: messenger RNA, 3351 nt
Organism: Adineta steineri
Lineage: Eukaryota; Metazoa; Rotifera; Eurotatoria; Adinetida; Adinetidae
Source: the annotation of a GenBank genome assembly
AUGACAACAACUGAAACUUAUCAUUCAACAUAUACAAAUCAACUAAUAGAUAAUUCAAAUUUAACAACAAAAGAUGAAGAUCCAUCAUCAAUUGUUGCCAAUGUAACAAUUGAUGAAUUAGUUGAAUCAUGUUGUAAUGAAGUAUUACCUUCAUCUUCAUCAUCUAGUCAAUUAAAUAGCAGUAGUAGUGCUUCACCAACACAUCUUGUACGAUUUGUUCAUUCACAAUCGUCACUUGUUAGUCAGAUAGAUGAAACAAAUAAUAUUAAUAUUCAACAAUCUCCUCCAAAUACGACAAUAUCUAGUCAUGAUACACCAAUAAAACAACCUCCAUUAAUAAAUGUCACACGUUUACCAUCACCAUUUUCAACAAUAAAACCAAAAACAAUUAUUGAAUCAACAAAUUCAAUGCAUAACACAACUAAUUUAACAAAUAUUACAGCUAAUAAUAUAAGUGUUAAUAAUUAUAAUGUUAAUAUUCAUACAACAAAUGUUCAACAACCAACACAAACAAUUUUAAAUAAUAAUAAUAAUAAUAAUAAUGAUCAUAUACAAAAAAAAUGUAAUCCAUUAGAUGAAAAACAAACAACUGAAAUAGUUACACAAAUAUUAAAAAAUAUUAAAGAAGUUGAUAGUAAUAAUGAACAACAGACAACAACAACAAAUUAUAAUAUACAUAUAGAUUCAUUUAAUUUUUCAUCAUCAAAUGAACAACAAACAAUAUUAAAUAAAAAAUUACGAAUUAAAAAAGAAGCUAAAGCAUUAACAAGAAUUAUUGUUAAAGAUGAACCAACACAACCGCCAUCACCAAAUUUUUUACGAAAUAAAAAAUCAACAAAAACUUCACCAAAUAAUCAUAUGGAUAAUAUACAAACAUCAUCAGAAUAUAUAGCAGUACCAUAUGGUUGGCAAAGAAGAAUAUUAGCUACAGAUCUUGUUGUUUAUCUUAGUCCAACUAAUGUAAUACUUGAUUCAUUGGAUGCUGUACGUCGUUAUCUUGAAUCAUCAACAUCAUGCAAAUGUGGUCUUCAAUGUCCGCUUAUUGUUGAUAAGGUAUUUAACUUUGAUUCAACAAUACUAUCAAAAUCUUGGGAAGUAACACAAGUUCUUGAAGGUACAAAUUGUCGACAGAAAUCUAAUAUAUUAGAAAUGGCAACAUUAACAAAUUGUAUUGAUUCAUUUUGUGAAAGCGAACAAAAACCAAUUAAACGUCGAAAACGAAUACAUAAUGAAACAACAAAUGGUAAUGUAUUUGUAUGUACGUCAAAUCUAAGUGGUAAUAGUAAUAAUGAAUCAGUUGUUUAUGUUAAUAAUAUUGGUCAAACAACUGAUAAUAGUCAAUCGAUGGCAUGGACACCUGUACAACAAACAAAUGUGACUCCUCCAUCGAAACGGCCACGUGGUCGUCCACGUAAAACUACUGCUGGAUCUCCAACUACUGCUCAAUUUGGUAGUAAAUCAACAUUAAAUGAUGUUCAUCAAACUCAACCUGUUCCAUCAUCUAUACUCUCGCCACCAGCAUCUGUUUCAUCAACAUCACAGACAAAUCAUAUUCAUCAAAAUUCAACAUCCCCAUCUACACAUAAUAAUAAUAGUACUGUUCGUUAUGUUAGUGAUAAUAUAUUAACACCACCAAUUUUAUCACAAUCAUCAUCGUCAUCAACAACAGAUACAAAUGUUAUUGCACGUGUACCAUCUUUAUUUGAUCAAGUUAAAACAACAACAAAUGAAUCGACAUUUGCUGUUUUAUCCGGAGUACAAAAUGUUUUAUUAUCACCUAAUCGAGAUUCAAAUAAUAAUAAUAAUAAUAAUAAUAAUAAACGUGUACGUGUGGAAUCAGCUUCAUCAGCUGUAUCAACAACAACGACAACUACAACUGCAAAUGGCAAACAGGUGACAUUGAAUGUCAAUGCUUUAAAACCGGAUUUUGUUCGUUCGCCAGCUAUUGCUCAAAAACCAUGCUUAACAUCAUCAUCAUCAUCCUCAUCGACAACAACAACAUCAAAUCAAAUGGAUGUUAUUUCGCUAAUGGGAACAUCAAAUCAAACUCAAGUAAUGCUUUCAAAAUCAUCAGCAACUACUGAAGAAUAUGUAUCAACAAAAUCGAAUAAUGAACAAAUAAAUGAUUCAUCGCAACCAUUAAUGAUUGAUUUUAAUGAUCCAUCAACAACAAAUUUUCUUUUAUCAGCUCUUGCAUCAGGUGCUUCAUCUGAUUCAAAUGCAAUUGUUAAUCAUCUUUUUCAAAAAGCACAAACUCAACAACAACGAACAAUAACAUCAUCACCACCAUCAUCAGCAACACCAGUAUCAUCAUUACAAACUGCAAUUAAUGCUACAACACUUAUUAAAAAGAAAUUACCAAUUAUUUCAUCUGGAUUAAAAAAUUGUACAGAAACGACAAAUUUAUUACCAAGUACAACACCAAUGCGUCAAUCAGUUGUACUACAUGUUCCAUCAACAAAUGAUUAUAAUCAACAACCAUCAUCACAACAAAUUAUCUUUAGUAAUAAUAAUAACAAUAAUAGUGAUGAGAAAAAACAACACCAACAAAUAUUUUUUAUUAAUAAUAAACCCUAUAUUAUUCAACAAAAGAUUACAAAUGAUCAAUCAUCACAACAACGAUUAGUUCUUACACCAUCGAUUCCUCAAUUAGAUGAAUCAUUCAAUUCUACUCGUAAUGUUGCACCUGUCAAUAAUAAUAUUAAUAAUACAAAUAAUUCAUGUAGUCAACCAACUCUUGAUGAUGGUGGCAAUUGCCUUCUGUUAAAUGGACCUGUUGAACCUAAAACACUUCGUACAUUACUUAAAGGUUUAAAUUCGUCAUCAUUUUCUGGUGUUGAUAAUCUUAUUGAUACAAUCAAUCGAUUUGAACAUACAACAACAUCAGUUGAACAAAAUGAUAAUCUUGUAAUAAAAUCAAUUCGAACAACAAAAGCUAGUCCAGCAAAAAAAUUAACAGCAAAUGCCGAUAAACCACCAACAAAACGUCGAACAACAAAAAAAACUAAACAAGAAGGAGAACAACAACAACAUCAACAACAAAUUCAAAUAUCGAUGCCAUUACCACCUCAACCUAUUAUUGUUGAACAACAACAACAACAUCAAUGGCAAACAGAUUUUAAUUCAUUUGAUUUUUCAACACCAUGGGGAAGUGAUACAAAUUUAAAUUCUCUUUUACUUAAUGAUGAUUUUGAUACAGCUGCUUCAUUUGAUGAUGUUAAUUUUGGCGAUUUUGAACCGUAUAUGAAUGGCAAUAAUAAUCUCAGUAAUAAUGAUUUAACAUUACCUUCAUUAUUUGUCAAGCCAUUACCACCAGACACUCUACCAAGUGUUGAUCAUCUUUUACCUUAA